AUGGCUUGGUAUGCCAUCAAACUCCGUCCCAACCAAGAAAGACACCCCUGCUGCCGGAUCCCUUCCCGUCCAUUAUACACGCCAGCCCUAAGCGCAAGACGGUCUCUUCGUCCGACACCGAGCCGCGGCGGUUCUUGUUACACACACAAGGUGUCACAAGCGGGCGUUGGUUUUCGCGGUCGCCUGUGAUCUAUACUAUGCUUACGUCUGUGUGCGAUCUGGAGCGAGAGCUUGUGGGUGAAGGGGCCAGUAUUUUUGUAUAUAAGGAAGUCAUGGGCUCCCUCUGUCCUGAGGAUGUUGAUGUGUUGAAGCAGCUCUUCGUCACUCUCACCGGUAUAUCAUCAUCAUCAUUACUGGCUCCUGACAUCCAAAGCUUCAAAUCUCAGCUCAGCUUUAUACAUACUCGAUUUGACAUACCUGCACGAUCUUGUUGGCACCGUAACUUGAUCACAACAUAACCAUCUUAGUUAUUCUUGUUACUCUAUUUUGCCAUUCCGAUAUCAGACUUCAUACCCUCCCCAAAGAAGCCAACAUGCCUGUCUUCGCAUCGGGGGAUAUAUUUCUCUUGGAACUCCGUGCUGCGAACAGUGUCUCGCCCCUGAGAAGGAGUGCUCCUCCGCAUGGUCAACUCACCAUCAACCCCAGCUUCACGCCCACGCUUCCUCCCUUCUUUCCAGUGACAGACUCUCCGUCCAGGAUGGCUGAUCCUCGCCCGCCCACACCGUCGGGGAACCCACGGCCUGGGCCCAUCACUCCGGCGCCAAACGUACCUACUCCCCCUGCUACUCCGUAGACAGGAGUUGGCGAAAGUCUGCAAGUUACACCAAGAGCGUCUGUGGGCACGGGACUGGACAGCUAACUCAAAGCUAGGAUUUUACUUGUUUUGCCGUCCCCCUACUCGGCUAUCUACGGUAUUCAGUAUCAUAUGAUGGAUCACAACAGCAAUCUUCAACAUGUUUCUUCGGUCAUUCCGUUUCUCUCGCUGCAGUCAGAAGGCGAGGGGGAAUAAAGCAAUGCCGUAGGGGGUUUCGGAUUCGGAAGCUGCGGUCUUAUUACGGCAUGGGUGGACCACGAGAUCUGGACUACUACCUGCUCUAUCGGCGAGCGAAUGAUGUAUGAAGCAGAGACGGAAGGCGAAAACGGGUAGAAGGGGGAAGGGGGUGUUGAUGGUGG
Molecule: messenger RNA, 1173 nt
Organism: Podospora bellae-mahoneyi
Lineage: Eukaryota; Fungi; Ascomycota; Sordariomycetes; Sordariales; Podosporaceae
Exons: 2
Coding region: 1-189 (62 amino acids)
Source: RefSeq, a predicted model, not a curated record